Lactuca sativa (garden lettuce) is the source of this 516-nucleotide messenger RNA. RefSeq lists its product as uncharacterized. The record is from RefSeq and is a predicted model, not a curated record. Lineage: Eukaryota; Viridiplantae; Streptophyta; Magnoliopsida; Asterales; Asteraceae.
AUGCCUAAGUAUGUCAAGUUCUUGAAGGAGCUUGUCACAAAUAGGAAGAAGAUGGAGGAGGUAUCCAAGGUGGUUCUUAAUGAAAAUUGUUUAGCUCUAAUGUUGAACAAAUUGCCAAAGAAGAUGGGUGACCCGGGUAGUUUAACUUUGCCAUGCCAAUUCGGGAAUUUAGCUACUAGUUAUGCAUUGGCUUAUUCGGGAGCGAGUGUGAAACUUAUGCCAUAUUCAUUCUUUAAGAAGUUGAACCUUUUGGAGCCGAGACCGAUUCGAAUGACAAUUCAUCUAGUAAACAAGACAGUGUCAUUUCCAAGGGGGAUAUGUGAGCACCUAUUGGUGAAAGUUGAUAAGUUCGUAUUUCCCGCAGAUUUCAUAGUGCUAGAUAUGGAAGAAGACCAUCAAGUGCCGAUCAUUUUUGGAAAACCUUUCCUAAACACCGCAAGCGCCAUAGUAGACAUAAGAGAAUCCAAACUUACCCUUUGGGUAGGAGAAGAUUCAGUUACUUUUGGAGUUGAUUGA